Messenger RNA from Ylistrum balloti, 1302 nucleotides. RefSeq lists its product as uncharacterized. Lineage: Eukaryota; Metazoa; Mollusca; Bivalvia; Pectinida; Pectinidae. The record is from RefSeq and is a predicted model, not a curated record. The transcript is spliced from 4 exons. The coding region runs from base 177 to 764 and encodes 195 amino acids.
UGUUUUUGCUCCGACCCGGAGACGAGUUGCAAUAGUCGAGUGAAGGUGACAGCAUUGGACAAAUCAGGCAACAUCCUACUCGUAUGAGAAUGAGUUGGCCACAUGCUGAACUCGAAGUCCAUCCUAGUGAGAGUUAGCUUUAAGUCUGAAGAUAUUUGCUGGAACUCAUCAUCACCAUGACCAAAUCCUUGCAUACAGUCUGUGCCAGUUUCAGAAAUAUUUCCGGUGUUACCAACAUAUUUUCUUUUAAUCAAACAUAUUUAGGUCAUGAAAGGCAUGUUACCAUCAAGAACCUAAUCAACACUUUUGUACCAGUUAAUUGGCACAGGGUGCAUAGAGGUGACAUCAUUUGGUAUCACCGAAACCACAGUAUUCCUAUCAACACGGUAGAAGUUGUUCAUGGACACAGACAUGAAGAGUUGACCAAAUAUCAUAUCCGAUACUUCAGCACUGCAUCAGCUUCAUCAGAAGAAUAUGACAACAUGGACUGGGAGAAAAAGGUAGAUUACAGAAGAUUAUCUCCCAAGGAACAGAAAAUUCAUGACUGCCACAAGAGAGCUGUAAUGGAGCAAGAAGAGCUUUACCAAGACCCUUAUGCUGACAAAUGGGUGAUGACCCGGUACGCCCACCUAAAGAGAGGCAAAUGUUGUGGCAGUGCAUGCCGACAUUGUCCCUAUCAACAUAGAAAGGUUACUGAUGAUACCAAAGAGAUGAUAUGUAAUUCGGCGUUCUAUGUCAAAAGGGGAGAUUUUCAAGAUACGUGAUAACCAGUGCUUAAGGUGAAUGGUUUUCUUCUUGACAGAAAUUGUGAUACUUGUGCUGAAGAUACGAAUAUCCAUAACUGUGAUAAUUGUAUAUAUGACUAAAUAUUUGCCAAUGCACCAUGUCAUUUGAAAUGGUUAUUUUUCAUGAUGUGUUACUUUUAUGUAACAAGAUUUGAGGUUACUGCUUUUUGACUUUAUAUAUCAGAAAUAAUUUUACUACUUCGAAGAUGUGUCAUUGCCUCUCUAGUCUUUUUGUUGAAUGUGAGUCCGAAGUUUUUGUUGUAACUAUAGUGCAGUAUAUUUUUUAGUAUAAUAAAACCAGACAAUAAAAAGCCAAAAAAGAGGAUGUCCAUGUUUAAAUGUUUUAUUUUGUACUUUUGCUAUAAAUUGCUGAUGAUUGUUAGCUCACAAGGAAAUGACAGGCCAGGGAAUGUCCAUGACAGCAAAUGGUCACUAAAAAAUAAAUUAAAUCGUUAUGCCUUUGAUGGGAAUGAUCGUCCUGAGGAAUGUUGUUGAACAUAGAACUGACCAGAAUGAA